AUGUCAUGUGCAUAUGAAGAAUCAAGAAUAAAUUUCAGAGAGAUUGAAGAUGAGAAAGGUUCUGUUUCGGCAUCUCUUGUAGAAUAUAGUGCUAGAACUCAUGCUGAGAAGACAUUGGUAUCCAAAGACAAGAAACUGAAAAUGGAAAGAGAUGAAGUAGUUAAAAUUAAGAUCAUCCCUCCUCCACCUGGCUGUGGGAAGAAAAUCUAUGAAAUUGAUCCACUUUUGCUCACUCACCGCGACCAUCUUGAUUUCCGUUUCGGACGAUACUUAAGAUUGCGAGAGGAUAUCGACAAGCAUGAAGGUGGCCUAGAUUCAUUUUCUCGCGGCCAUGAAAAAUUUGGCUUUAGGCAGAGUGUCACAGGAAUUACUUAUAGAGAAUGGGCACCAGGAGCUAAGUCAGCAGCAUUAAUUGGAGACUUCAACAAUUGGAAUCCAAAUGCCGCUGUAAUGACUCGGAAUGAAUUUGGUGUGUGGGAGAUCUUCUUGCCAAACAACGCAGAUGGUUCGCCACCAAUUCCUCAUGGAUCUCGAGUCAAGAUUCGCAUGAAUACUCAAUCCGGCAUGAAGGACUCUAUUCCUGCUUGGAUAAAGUAUUGUGUACAAGCCAAAGGUGAAAUUCCAUAUAAUGGUAUAUACUAUGAUCCACCAGAUGAGGAAAGAUAUGUCUUCAAGCAUCCGCAGCCAAAGAAACCGAAAUCACUUAGGAUUUACGAGUCACACGUUGGAAUGAGUAGUCCGGAACCUAAAAUCAACACAUAUGCCAAUUUUAGAGACGAUGUACUACCUCGGAUUAAAAGGCUGGGUUAUAAUGCUGUCCAGAUUAUGGCUAUCCAAGAACAUUCUUAUUAUUCUAGUUUCGGCUAUCAUGUUACAAAUUUCUUUGCACCUAGCAGCCGUUUUGGAACUCCUGAAGAACUCAAGUCUUUGAUAGACAGAGCACAUGAGCUAGGCCUGCUUGUUCUAAUGGAUAUUGUACAUAGCCAUGCAUCAAACAACACAUUGGAUGGACUGAACAAGUUUGAUGGAACUGACAGUCAUUACUUUCAUCCCGGGUCACGAGGUCAUCAUCUGAUAUGGGAUUCUCGCCUUUUUAACUAUGGAAGCUGGGAAGUGCUAAGGUUUCUACUUUCCAAUGCAAGAUGGUGGCUAGAAGAAUACAAGUUUGAUGGGUUUCGAUUCGACGGUGUCACAUCAAUGAUGUACACUCAUCAUGGAUUGCAGGCGUCUUUUACAGGAAAUUACAGUGAGUAUUUCGGGUAUUCAACUGAUGUUGAUGCUGUAGUUUACUUGAUGCUGGUUAAUGAUAUUAUCCAUGGACUCUUCCCUGAGGCCGUUACGAUUGGCGAAGAUGUAAGUGGAAUGCCAACACUCUGCAUUCCUACUCAAGAUGGAGGAGUUGGAUUCGAUUAUCGGCUACACAUGGCGAUUGCUGACAAAUGGAUUGAGCUUCUCAAGAAGAAAGAUGAAGAGUGGAAAAUGGGUGAUAUCAUUCACACACUCACAAACAGAAGGUGGUCCGAAAAAUGUGUAGCUUAUGCAGAGAGUCAUGACCAAGCCUUGGUUGGAGACAAGACGAUCGCUUUUUGGUUGAUGGACAAGGAUAUGUAUGACUUCAUGGCUUUGGACGGACCAUCUACGCCGGUUAUAGAUCGAGGCAUUGCGUUACAUAAAAUGAUUAGGCUUAUUACAAUGAGCCUUGGUGGUGAAGGAUACUUGAACUUUAUGGGGAAUGAAUUUGGCCACCCUGAGUGGAUUGAUUUUCCAAGGGAAGCUCAACAUCGUCCCGAUGGAACCGUAAUUCCUGGGAACAACAACAGUUUUGAUAAAUGCAGGCGAAGAUUCGACUUGGGGGAUGCAGAAUAUCUAAGAUACCGGGGGAUGCAAGAAUUUGACAAGGCCAUGCAGCAUCUUGAAGAAAGAUUUGAGUUCAUGACCUCGAAGCACCAAUAUAUAUCGCGAAAAAAUGAAGGCGACAAGAUCAUAGUAUUCGAAAAGGGUAACCUUGUCUUUGUCUUCAAUUUUCAUUGGACCAACAGCUAUUCAGAUUAUAGAGUUGGAUGCUCAAAGGCAGGGAAAUACAAGAUUGUGUUGGAUUCAGAUGAUCCCUUGUUUGGUGGAUUCAAUAGGCUCAAUCACACUGCUGAAUAUUUUGCUUCUGAAGGAUGGUACGACGACCGACCUAGUUCCUAUCUAGUGUAUACACCUUCUAGAACAGGAGUGGUGUAUGCUUUUGCAGAUGAAUAACCAGAUCAAAUAGCACAAAGAGAAUUGAGCUAAAGAGGAACAUUAAUCUAUGUACAAAUUUCCCAAUUUUGUCCAUGUCUUUCAAUUUUCUAGUCAUAUUUAUAUAUAGAACACCUUUUAUUUUUUUAUUUUUGUUAGGUUUUGAUGACCUUUGUAAAUUAUAUUGCAUUAGAAAAGUUUUGUAGCAAUGGAAGCAUUUUUAUAUUGUUACUGAAGCGAUUAGUUU
Molecule: messenger RNA, 2473 nt
Organism: Arachis stenosperma
Lineage: Eukaryota; Viridiplantae; Streptophyta; Magnoliopsida; Fabales; Fabaceae
Product: 1,4-alpha-glucan-branching enzyme 1, chloroplastic/amyloplastic
Biological process (GO): starch metabolic process; glycogen biosynthetic process
Cellular component (GO): cytoplasm
Molecular function (GO): 1,4-alpha-glucan branching enzyme activity; hydrolase activity, hydrolyzing O-glycosyl compounds; cation binding
Source: RefSeq, a predicted model, not a curated record